UGUCUAUUGUCUAAACAAAAACCAAAAUAGUUGCUUUGGUAUUCUUAUAAUUUUGCGAAAUUCAUAAUAAAUUAUCAUGGAUAGUGCGGAUCCCGAUCAAAUUAUUGAACAUUGGCUUCAAGACAAUGAUAUUCCGGGAAUGUCGCUUCCUGAUAUUGAAUACGAACCACAUCUUCUUAUAUCUAAAGUUCGGAAGCAUUACAUGGAAGAAAUAAUAAAAUUACUAUCAUUGAAUUACGAAAAGAAUCAAAGAUUGGUGAAUAAAAAUAUAUAUCUACCUAGCGCAAUUUGGCGGUGCGCGAAAAUAUUAGAAAUGAGGGCAGCAAAAAAUUCAAUGUUGGUCGAAUUGUACAGAAAAAACAUUGUCACUGUGAUUAAGGAUUUAAAAAGUGAUACAAAUAAUGGUAAACUGUACAAGAAAUUAUCAGAAUGCCUUCAUAAACCUCCAGAGAAUGAUAAAAAAAUACAAACUUCCUUAACAAUGUCCAAAGAUUGUACUUGCACUUGUACAUGUUACCAAAGAAAAAAAGUUCGCAAAUUUCCUGAACCCUAUUCCAUGGAUCAUAAUAGAGGGAUAUUAAUGGACCCAAACCAACAGAACAUACAUAAUUUGUUGAAAGAAUCAGAAAUUACAAAGGGACCAGAUACCAGUUUUCAGAAUUGUGAGAAAGGUGUCAAGUGUAAUGCACCAAUGCCUGAAUCAAAUGAUGCAGAAGAUGUAAUGCAGCAAUUAGAAAAACUUUUUGAAGGUGGAUCAAAUGAGGAGGAUAUUUUUGAUGGUAUUCUAUGCAAUUCAAUAGAUUUUACAUUUAAUGAGGGUACGAAAAUGUCUAAUAAUUAUGUGCAAGACGAAUCUUGUAAUACAGGCAGAGCCUCUCUAAUUGAAGAACAAGCAGCCCAAAUAAAAUCUCUGGAUGAAAGGCUGACAACCUUGACAGGCGUUUUGGAAAAUGCAAUAGACAAUAGUAAAACUGAGGCUAUCAAACAUAAAAAGCCAUCUUCAAAUAAAUGGAUCUGUGAAGAAUAUUUUUUAAAAGUUAAACUUUUUGAACUGCUUGAUCAACUCAGAGAUUGUAAUAGAGCAAAGCUUAAUAGGAUAAAAGUACUAUUAGCAGACUUCUUUGGAGAAGACAGUGAUGAUGAAGGUGUAGUCUCACCUCUUGAUGAGACACCAGAAUUUGUGGCAAGUUGCAAGGAACGUAUAACUCCAUGGGUUGUCAAAUUGCUAACACCAUACUAUAUAAAAGGAAGAAUUAAGGGAAAGGCUCUAUUCAAAGCUUUGGCAAGGCAUUUGAUUAGAUUAAUUUACCAAUGCAGUAGAUAUCCUGAGGAAUAUGAAGUACAAAACUUUAUAAAAGACUUCUUACACAAUCAUAAAACAAUUAGAUGUGAAGCUGAUUUUAAACAAUUUCGCAUUGAAAACAUUUAAGGAUUGCAAUAACAAUCCAAAUGGUAAAGCAGAGUUUAAGUUUAUGUUAAAGAUGUAAGUUCAAAUCUCCUGCUAUAGUAUUAAUGAAUAUACAUAUAUAUAGAUGAGGAUCAUCCAAUUAAUGAUGCCAUUAAGAACCACAAGAUAGUUCCCUGGCAUGAUGGCAUCCUUAUACUUGUAAAUGUUUGAUUGUACAUUGGUAUGAUUUAAAAAGAAAAAAAGAAACUACAGAGUUUCUAUGUAUAUGUAUAAUUUCUGAUUAUUCCAAGGUGUUUCAAAAUGAAGUAUUGUUUACAAAUAGAUGUUGGAGAUUGAAUAAAAAGUUCCUGUUUACAAAAUUGCAUUAGUGUUCUAGUGCAUCACCAUUAUCAUUUACUUUUGAUCAUUGUAAAGACUGCAAGUAAAAAAUAACAAUGCUAUAUAGAGCCAGUGAAAAUGCAUUGAAAAUUCAUUUUAAUGUGUUUUUAUCAACUCUUCACAUUUUCAUAGGAUAAAACUAUGAUAGGUAUCUUUUAAAGUUAUACCAUAGUUAUACACACUAUAGAAUGAAGUGUGUGAGAGAUGAUUGACUGCAGUUAAUACAGAAGCACCUUUCUAUACUUUUGAUACAUCAAUGGUAUAGAAAACUGAUAGAAGUAAUUAAACAAAUUUCUGGUAAAA
Colias croceus (clouded yellow) is the source of this 2089-nucleotide messenger RNA. RefSeq lists its product as uncharacterized. The coding region runs from base 77 to 1429 and encodes 450 amino acids. Lineage: Eukaryota; Metazoa; Arthropoda; Insecta; Lepidoptera; Pieridae. The record is from RefSeq and is a predicted model, not a curated record. The transcript is spliced from 5 exons.